AAAUGUUUGAACCAGGAAGUAAACAACUGGGAUUCUGACGCGCCGUGGAGAAGCCGAGAAUGACAAAGAUGGUCACACCAGUGCUCCUCCUGUUGUCGUCUGCUCUGUUCAUCACAGCAAAUAAAAAUGAAAUACGUGAAAUACAUGUGUGUAAAUCUACCCCUACACGAGGACGUAAAGUCAAUCUCGUUCACUAUAAGAUGGAAACCCCACGUGGCAGCGUGUGCAGAUGCAGCAUUACGGCAAAUAUGGAUAUCACCAUGGAAACGGAACCUGGAAAUACAUGCAGCGAAUGCAGGAAGGACUCCCAAAAAGCGGAACCAUGCAUUGUCCAUUGUGAGAUUUCGAAAGACCCAAACGGUCAACGGAAAACUACUAUUCAAAACGGCACUAAUAUCAACAUUAAUGUGACCAAUAUUAAUGGCACUAUAAUGAGCUUAAAAGCAACAGGUGGCAACGUUAGAGUUCAAUGUCAUCCGACAGACCCGGGCAUAUGUGCAGUCAACGAAGACGAGGUACUUCCAUCGCACACACAAGUGUGUUUUCACGACACGGGUGUGAAUACGCCAGUCAGCAAGUCGAAGUGCAGCCAAAGUGGCAGCGUCAUCAACAUCACUGCUGUUUAUGUUGGUGUUGACAAGGACAUUUCCUGUGUUAAUAAGCCAGGGCGAAUUUCCCAUACGGACGCAUAUUGCUGUCCCCCAGACACAGCAAAAGACGUUUCACUCAAAGCUGAUUGUGUACAAGGUUUAAAAACAAUCAACGACAAGAGCAUGAAAACAAGAGAAUGUACAAUUAAAGAACCGUGGGUUCUUCAUGUGCGAAAAUCCACUGGAGCUCCCACCAAACUGUUCUCGAGUUACGUAAUAGUUGAAUACAGUUGUGCACAGAUUCCGUCUCCUGGUGCGACGAGUACAACCAACAAAAAGGAUGCGUCUGUUUGUAUAGAUGUAUGCAGUUCAAAGACUGUUAGAGGACCUAUAGUUGUCAUCAUUCACGCCCGAGAUGAAGCACACUCUGGCACAUGUACAUGUAGUAUUAUGUCGAGGAACUGCGUCACAAUGAAACUGUUAACCAGCUUCCAAUGUAAUAGUUGUGUCAAUGGCAGUCUGGAGGAGGGACACUGCUGCUAUACGGACAGUGAGAAAUCAGAGUGUACACAGAAUAUGACCAUCACAAUUAAUACUGAUUUCAUGGGGAAAGGACAACUCCUAAACUUUAGUGGCCACGGUGGAGCCAAAACGGAUGAGGGCAGUGCAGAGUUAGUGGUCAGCUGUAAUCAAAGAUCACCAACCAAUCCAACCAAUCCAACCAAUCCAACUAAUAUUGAUGACAAAGACAGCAGUCACGUCCGCACGGCAACAGUUGCAGCAACAGUAACAUCGGUGACGCUCCUCAUCGUGGUCAUAACCCUGGUUGUUGUAGUAGCAGUUAGAAGGAGAAGGAGAACAGCGAGAAAACCUCCUAUCUACAUGACGGGAGAAGAGUCAGGGCAGAGACAAAGUGGGGAAACAGGACCUUCUGGCUCCAGUCCUAGCAGAGGUCAGAGUUUGCAUGGAAUGGCAUCGGCAUCAGUUCACCAUCCGAACGAGGGUGUUGCUGGGGGCAUGGAUGAUCAGGCAGCCGGCGUGAGAGCUGAAGCUGCUGAUGCGACUCCAAACCAAGAUGCUGUUGACGAGGGCAUGUAUGACAGUGCUAGAGGCCCUAGCCAAGGGCCAGGAGGAGGAGGAGGAGGAGGAGGAGGGGGAGGGGGAGGGGUGUACGGGAAGCUGACCCGGGAGUCUGGAGAAGAGGAUGUGUAUGACCAUGCAAAUAGCGGUAAGGUCAGGAAGGUGCAACAGGUGACGGGCAUCUACGGGAGACUCAGCCACCAUGCGGAUGACGAUGUGUAUGACCAAGCCAGAAGAUUAGAAGUAACGCCGUCUGUGGCGGAUGGUAACACAUACGGGCGUUUGGAGGAUGUCGCUGAGGAGGAUGUCUACAACCACACUAACUCCACGAAAUCUAAAGUGGGAGCACAAGACAACGAGGACUAUUCGACGCUUAAGCAAGAUGUGUAA
Haliotis rufescens (red abalone) is the source of this 2060-nucleotide messenger RNA. RefSeq lists its product as uncharacterized. Lineage: Eukaryota; Metazoa; Mollusca; Gastropoda; Lepetellida; Haliotidae. The record is from RefSeq and is a predicted model, not a curated record. The coding region runs from base 60 to 2060 and encodes 666 amino acids. The transcript is spliced from 7 exons.